Molecule: messenger RNA, 2422 nt
Organism: Chelonoidis abingdonii (Abingdon island giant tortoise)
Lineage: Eukaryota; Metazoa; Chordata; Testudines; Testudinidae
Product: kelch domain-containing protein 3-like
Cellular component (GO): Golgi apparatus; cytoplasm
Molecular function (GO): chromatin binding; protein binding
Source: RefSeq, a predicted model, not a curated record
CCCAGUAUCACUGCUGCCCAGAGCUGCAUGGGGCUACCCUGCCAAGAUGAGAUUGGGUCCCUGACUUUUUGGGGGGCUCUCCCCAGUACUGCUGCACUUUACAGAAGACAAUGGAUUUGGCAAGAACCCAGAUGAAGGGAUGAAAAGGAACACUGCAAAGUACCUAUGGAAACCUAUACCACAGAGCAAGCCUUUUCCAUGCGAUCGGUUCAAACAUGCCUGCAGCAUCUGCAGAGGGUUUGUUUAUCUUUAUGGGGGUCGAUGCAACAGCAGCCUAAGUGACUUCUGGCGGUACAGUAUAGCAAGCAACAAAUGGGAACAACUGGAUUGUUCAAAAGAUGGCCCAGAAGAACUGGAAGAACAUUCAAUGGUGGCUUAUCAGGGCAUCCUCUAUAUUUUCGGUGGGAUGGUGGAUUCUGCUUUUACGCAGGCGAAGAUCCCUCUCUGGAUGUAUGAUAUUGAUUCAUUGAGAUGGACUGAGUGCCGGCACACAGCAGUGGAGAUUGAGAGCAUUGCUCCAGCUAACAGAAAGGGCCACAGCGCAGUAGUGUACAAUUCCAUCAUGUACAUCUAUGGGGGAUACUUCGACAUCAAAGGGAUUUCACAAGAGUUUUGGGCUUUACAUUUUGAUACAGGAAAGUGGUCAAAGGUAUCUCCACUGUCUUGUGAUGCUGGUCCAGGACCCCGGCAUGGUCACUCCGCUGUGGUUUAUGGCACGGGCAUGUACCUGUUCGGAGGACUGAGGGGGCUGAGUGAACAGAGGGACCUAUGGAAGUGGGACUUUACAAGCUGCAAGUGGUCGACUAUCAGAACAAGCCAAGGUCCUCCAAAAGUGGUGGGACACUCUUCUGUGGUUUUUCAAGACUCCAUGCUGACUUUUGGCGGAGGGAUUUCAAACUCUAGGCCUAACAACAGCCUGUGGAAGUACCAUUUCAGUUCCCAGAUAUGGGAAAAACUGGCUAGUACAACAGAGGUAAUUCUUUCUUCUAAAAGGUAUCACUGCAUCGUGGGCAUUGGUGUUGGUUUCCAACUGACGCCAGGUUUCUCUGGGGCAUCCCCCAUCAAUCACUGGUGUCUAAAGGGGAAAGAGCCUCAAAAGUUGGUGGCGGUCUCAAAGCAGAAUGCCCAUUUUCAUGGCUACUUUCACCAGCAGCCUGUACACCAACCAUUCAGCAACGAUGGUGGCAACGAGAUAGAAAUGAAGACCUUUAGCCAGACUCUGGAGCCAUUGGGCUUUUGCUCAUUCCAAACCUCUUCAGAGGCAGAACUGUGUGUAGACAAAGCACAGAGCAUAUUUUCCAAAAAUGAGCAUUUCUCCCACCUCAUCGCUUCCCAAGAACAAGCUCUCACUGCUGCUGAAGUUACAAAAAACAGGAGAGGAACUGACUGUCAGCCUGAGAGACCUAUGAGCAUGGCAGUUACCAACCAUCCUGAUAUGCUGCUCCUGAUUGGGGGCAAGCCCCGGUCCAGUCUCUGUGAAAUCUCACUCUGGCAAAUGGAGCUGAACAGCAUUUAAAUGAAAUACACAUAAGAGAGACAUUCCCACCUGCUUCUCAGUAGAACUAACUAGGAAGUAUUAUAUCCAGUGGUCUAUUUCACAUUUUUGGUGAAAAACAGUCUUUCUAAUAACUGACUGAACUUCUUUUUACACAGUCUUGGUUUAUGCCCUUGGUUUUGUGCGGUAGAGAGAUUCCUACCCAGAUCAUUGUGGGAUCCUUUUUUAACCCAAAAUUACAGUAGAUCUCCUUGCAACCCCUCCCUAAGAACAACCUAUUGAGCUCCUGAUUCCACCCUUCUCUAUAGCUGCCUUGUCUUCUGGUCACUUUCUAAGUCUUUUUCAAGUUGGUGGCCAAUACUGUGUACAGUCAUGGAACCCGUUAGGUUAGAAGGGUCCUCUGAGUGGGUCCUUCUAGGCCUUACAAGCACUAUUUGUAGAAUAAAAUGUGCCAAUUCUGCCUUGACUUACACCAAGGCAACCCCAUCAACAAUGUAAAUGGGUCAAAAGUUGGUCCUCUUGAUAAAUUAAGAUUAUGGUACUGGUUAAUGCACAAUUUUGAACACUAUUUGGAUGUAUUUAAACAUGCUACCGCCACAAUAUAUUUGAUUCAUUUAGGGGACAGAUUGCAGAUGGCAAACACAGGUCAGUGUAGACAACUGUCCGAGAGUCAGACUGGAACAAAGGAAGAACGUAUUGUGAAUACAGUGUUAUGCUGGAAGCUUUAUUAAUGGCUACCAUCAGCAGGUCCGUGAUCUGUAAACAAUCACAGACCAGGUUAAAGCUCAUGCAUGUUACUUUCAGGCUAAAUGGAAGGAGGAAUUAGAUCCUUCUUUACGUAGAGAUAGCUAGAAGCAAUAGGAGAAUAAUGCAUAAGACACUGGGCCAUAUGGUAAAGUCUGAGCAGGUCUGAUGGUUUCCCUAAGG